Messenger RNA from Venustampulla echinocandica, 213 nucleotides. RefSeq lists its product as uncharacterized. Bases 1 to 213 code for a protein of 70 amino acids. The transcript has a single exon. Lineage: Eukaryota; Fungi; Ascomycota; Leotiomycetes; Helotiales; Pleuroascaceae. The record is from RefSeq and is a predicted model, not a curated record.
AUGGCUACUGCUAUUGGGAACCUCGUCUCCCCAGCUCCAAAUAAUAGCAGCAGCCAUGAAAUCCCAGCCUCAAUAACGUCCCUCCCUAAUCCUGCUCUCUACACAGCCAAAGACCACAGAAUUUACUCUACGCCCUCUCCAACUUUCGAUCCAGGCCCAGAUGACUGCAUCAUACACGUUCGCGCCAAUGGUAUCAGCAAGUACGCAUUCUAA